AUGUUCCAGACCAUUUUGAAGCAGGACUGGGUCACCUUUUCGCCCAGCUUUUCAGACGCUGCAAUCUCACUUAUCAAUGGGCUACUCACCCGCGACCCAAUGAUACGUCUUGGGAGUGGUCCUCGCGGAGCUGAUGAAGUUUUGACCCAUCCAUUUUUUGAUUGCAUUGACUGGCCAGAGCUGCUGGAGCGUCGAAUGCUGCCACCAUUCAAUCCGGGAGUAGGCAAGAUGGAUACACACUAUGCUCCUCGAAAUAUGAACGAAAUUACUGCACGUGACCGCGAGCCCAGUGUGAUGAUGGCAAAAACUGACCGCCCGAACGACUUUGAUGGAUUCAGUUUUGUGGGGCGGCCUUCGUCGCUUUCAAAUGUGUAA
Plasmopara halstedii is the source of this 375-nucleotide messenger RNA. RefSeq names its product agc rsk rskp90 protein kinase. The transcript has 2 exons. The coding region runs from base 1 to 375 and encodes 124 amino acids. Lineage: Eukaryota; Oomycota; Peronosporomycetes; Peronosporales; Peronosporaceae. Gene Ontology annotation, molecular function: protein serine/threonine kinase activity; ATP binding. Gene Ontology annotation, biological process: protein phosphorylation. The record is from RefSeq and is a predicted model, not a curated record.